ACACUCAUCUCGGUGUUUUCCUGCUGCCUGUUAGCUUAAAAUCGAGUCAUUUGUGUAGGUUGUGUGUUGCAGUAGACACACGAACAGACUGUAUUUAUAGAUUUGUGGAGCUAGUUUGGCUAACAAUUUAGCUAACGGUGACAGGCGUCGUUCUCCCCGGUCGUUCAGCCGAGGGGAAUUUCAUCUUGUCGUCUUGCUUUCGUUAGUAUCAAGGAUAUUAGUUAACGUUACAUAAUGUGGCGGUAAGCUCUUGUUAGCUUAAUACCAGUUUGUUUUUUUAAAUACGUCUCUGUCUCUUACGCCUGUUACUAACAUUUUAAUAGUGGUAGCUGGAUAAACAAUGGGCAUCAACAGAGUGUACAUUAGCAUAGGAUAUGCUACCUUUGGCACCCUGGUUGGACUUUCGGCUUUCUUGGUCUGGAACAUUGCAUACAAACAGCCAUGGACGGCGGCCAUGGGAGGCCUGUCAGGAGUUUUGGCACUCUGGGCUCUUGUCACACACGUCAUGUACCUGCAGGACUACUGGCGCACCUGGCUCAAAGGCCUCAAGUUCUUCAUCGCUGUUGGUGUGCUCUUCUCAGUUAUGGCAGUGGCGGCCUUCAUCACCUUCCUCACUCUCGCCAUCACACAGCAGCAAUCUCUCACUGACCCGAGGAGCCUCUAUCUCUCCUGUGUGUGGAGCUUCCUGACUCUCAAAUGGUCCUUCCUCUUAGCCUUAUACUCAUACAGAUAUCGCCAGGAGUUUGCCGACAUCAGCAUCCUCAGCGAUUUCUAGUCAGUGCUGAUUUUAUAGACUGUGAUGGACUUUGAAGGGUUUUAGGCUGCUGGCAGGAGCUGGUCAAAGGAGCAUUUGUAACAAAGCGGAGGAAAAGCAGACAUGGCUAGAUUAAAAAGUCAUCUGACUUUUACCACAUGGAGUUGCACUUGUUGCACUUGCUUAACAAGCUCUGUAUUUGUAUUCUAACCUGCUCUCCUACUUUCUAUGAUCCACAUAUUAUAUUCCUGUAAGUAGUCAUAAGCCUAAACCUCUGAGGACUGGAACUGCUUUUGAUCAAACUGCUCGAGGCUAUUUAUGAACAGACGUGCGGGUGGUUGUUCAGAUGGAUUUUAUUUUGAGAUUGUUUAAUCUUAAAACAGCUAAUAAGGAACAACAAGGAAAUUCUUCCUCUGUAACAGGCUUUUAAUCCAGUGAUAAGUCGUUCAAAUGAAAAUGAAAAUAUUCUCAAAGCUGAAAUUGUCUGAACCAAAACUAAAACCUCCUACCUGAAGCCGCUCUGCUAAUGCUAGGUUGACAGUGUUUGUUGGAGUGCUUGAAUGUUUGUUCCCAAAUGAGCUUUUUCAUAGUUUCAGUUUUGAACCACAGAAUACUCAUAUCUCUAGACAGUCACUGUCUUAGUGUCCGCAAAGUCAAUCUCUUAGCUCCCUUCAUCGUCAGUGAACCAUGAGAAAUAAUUUUUUUAAAUUCAGAAACUGUUUUUCUCCCUUUAUAGUCUGCUUUUCUUGUCAUGACACCUGAAGAAAAAGCAUUCCUGUGGAAUUUGUGCUUUUCAUCUUUUGUUCCACCAGGGGGCGACUUGCUUUUUUUUUCUGCCAAGAGUCCAUUUGAAAAUUCUGACAUGCCUGUUAAGAGAUAACACAAAUGGAUUUGAUGAGUAAUUGCACUUUAGUCUUUUAUAUUGACGCCAUUUUUUUGCACACAAAUCCUGAUACAAGGGUGGGGGUGGGGGGAUCACGUUUUACACAAUGUUGUGUGUCUCCCCUUUUAAAUGUUGAAAUACACCGUUUAUAUGUAUCAUUUAUGUUAUAGUUAGUAUGAUUUGUGCUGGUCAGGUCACACUAGGAUUGUCUAGGUUUCAGCUGUUGCUUAUCUCUACCUUUUAUCAUAAAACAUGUUCAAAUGUAUUUUUGUUGACGAGCGAAUGAAUGUGAGGAUGCUACAUGUAUAUAGAAACUGGCCCCAUUAAAGUUGCAUUUAUUGUU
Messenger RNA from Chelmon rostratus (copperband butterflyfish), 1980 nucleotides. It is a transcript of the gene slc48a1a, whose product is annotated as solute carrier family 48 member 1a. Gene Ontology annotation, molecular function: heme transmembrane transporter activity; heme binding. The record is from RefSeq and is a predicted model, not a curated record. The transcript has 3 exons. Lineage: Eukaryota; Metazoa; Chordata; Actinopteri; Chaetodontiformes; Chaetodontidae. Gene Ontology annotation, cellular component: plasma membrane; lysosomal membrane. Gene Ontology annotation, biological process: heme transport. The coding region runs from base 341 to 775 and encodes 144 amino acids.